Phodopus roborovskii (desert hamster) is the source of this 4113-nucleotide messenger RNA. RefSeq names its product nicotinamide nucleotide transhydrogenase (gene Nnt). Gene Ontology annotation, biological process: NADPH regeneration; proton transmembrane transport. Gene Ontology annotation, cellular component: mitochondrial inner membrane. The coding region runs from base 185 to 3445 and encodes 1086 amino acids. Gene Ontology annotation, molecular function: NAD binding; NADP binding. The record is from RefSeq and is a predicted model, not a curated record. Lineage: Eukaryota; Metazoa; Chordata; Mammalia; Rodentia; Cricetidae. The transcript has 22 exons.
CGCCCUCGGCUUCCUCCCGCUCAAGUCCUCUCCAGUUACAGAAGUUCAGAUUUUUUUUUUUUUCCUAGAGAGUUAGACGAAAAGUCCGGCACCAAGAGUGGAGUUGUAGUAUCCGCUUAUUUGUUCUGCUGGGACCCGGUAAUUCACCUUCAAAGAACCAGUGAUUUGGAAAGUUGGGAGCAACAUGGCACAUCUGCUAAAAACAGUGGUGACUGGCUGUUCAUGUCCUUUCCUUAGCAACUUUGGGUCCUGUAAGGUUGUGCCUGGGAAGAAAGACUUUUUGCGAACAUUUCAUAUCCACCAGGCACUGUGGUGUAAAUCGACUGUAAAACCAGGAAUUCCAUAUAAGCAGCUGACAGUUGGGAUCCCCAAGGAGAUUUUCCAAAAUGAGAAGCGAGUAGCAUUGUCUCCUGCUGGAGUUCAGGCCCUGGUCAAGCAGGGCUUCAAUGUUGUGGUGGAAUCGGGAGCAGGCGAAGCUUCCAAGUUUCCGGAUGACCUCUACAGAGCAGCAGGGGCCCAAAUCCAAGGGACGAAGGAAGUCCUGGGUUCUGAUCUGGUGGUCAAAGUGAGAGCACCCAUGGCUAAUCCAGCUUUAGGCGCUCAUGAAGCUGACUUUUUAAAGCCUUCGGGAACGCUCAUUAGCUUCAUUUACCCCGCCCAAAAUCCAGACCUGCUAAAUAAACUCUCUGAAAGAAAAACUACUGUUCUGGCGAUGGACCAGGUUCCAAGAGUCACAAUUGCUCAGGGCUACGAUGCUCUCAGCUCCAUGGCCAACAUUUCUGGUUAUAAGGCUGUUGUUUUAGCAGCCAAUCAUUUUGGAAGGUUUUUUACUGGUCAGAUCACAGCUGCUGGAAAAGUCCCCCCAGCUAAGAUCCUGAUAGUUGGUGGUGGGGUUGCUGGACUCGCCUCUGCAGGUGCAGCCAAGUCGAUGGGGGCAGUCGUCCGGGGAUUCGAUACAAGAGCUGCAGCUUUGGAACAGUUCAAGUCUCUUGGUGCUGAACCCUUGGAGGUGGACUUGAAGGAAUCUGGCGAGGGCCAAGGAGGAUAUGCGAAAGAGAUGUCCAAAGAGUUCAUUGAAGCUGAGAUGAAGCUCUUUGCUCAGCAAUGCAAGGAAGUGGACAUCCUUAUCAGCACAGCACUGAUUCCAGGCAAAAGAGCUCCCGUUUUAUUUAGUAAGGAAAUGAUUGAAUCAAUGAAGGAAGGUUCAGUUGUUGUGGAUUUAGCUGCUGAGGCUGGCGGAAACUUUGAGACCACUAAGCCCGGAGAACUUUAUGUACAUAAGGGAAUUACUCACAUCGGCUAUACAGACCUUCCCAGCCGGAUGGCCACUCAGGCCAGCACUCUAUACUCCAACAACAUCACCAAACUCCUUAAGGCCAUCAGCCCUGACAAGGAUAACUUUUAUUUUGAAGUGAAGGAUGAUUUUGACUUUGGUACAAUGAGUCAUGUCAUUCGAGGAACUGUGGUAAUGAAGGAUGGCAAUGUGAUUUUCCCAGCUCCCACACCAAAAAACAUCCCUGUAGAAGCCCCAGUGAAACAGAAGACGGUGGCUGAGCUGGACGCCGAGAAAGCAGGCACUGUUUCAGAGUAUACAAGGACACUGACCACAGCAUCCAUGUAUGCGGCAGGUCUCAGUGGGAUGCUGGGUUUGGGCAUUGUGGCCCCCAAUCUAGCCUUCUCUCAGAUGGUGACCACUUUUGGCCUGGCCGGCAUUAUUGGUUACCACACUGUCUGGGGAGUGACCCCUGCUCUCCACUCACCACUGAUGUCUGUGACGAAUGCGAUCUCAGGUUUGACUGCAGUUGGUGGGUUGGCAUUGAUGGGAGGGCACUUUUAUCCUUCUACGGCUCCGCAGAGUCUUGCUGCUCUUGCUACAUUCAUAUCAUCAGUCAACAUUGCAGGUGGCUUUCUGGUAACUCAGAGAAUGUUGGACAUGUUUAAGCGACCCACAGAUCCCCCGGAAUACAAUUACCUGUAUCUGCUCCCUGGUGGCACUUUUGUGGGUGGAUAUUUAGCUGCCCUCUACAGUGGUUAUAACAUCGAAGAGAUCAUGUACCUGGGCUCAGGCUUGUGCUGUGUUGGUGCCCUGGGUGGCCUUUCCACUCAGGGAACAGCUCGACUUGGCAAUGCCUUGGGCAUGAUUGGUGUUGCAGGAGGCCUGGCAGCCACACUCGGAGGCCUGAAGCCAGAUCCACAACUGUUGGCUCAGAUGUCUGGAGCGAUGGCCAUGGGUGGUACCAUCGGCUUGGCAAUCGCGAAGCGCAUCCAGAUUUCUGACUUGCCUCAGCUGGUCGCUGCUUUCCACAGUUUGGUGGGUUUGGCAGCAGUGCUCACGUGCAUGGCCGAGUACAUUGUAGAGUACCCACAUUUCGCAAUGGACGCAACAUCAAAUUUCACCAAGAUUGUGGCCUACCUUGGCACUUACAUCGGUGGCGUCACCUUUAGUGGGUCUCUUGUUGCCUAUGGAAAGUUACAGGGUAUUCUGAAAUCAGCCCCUCUGCUGCUGCCUGGAAGGCAUGCACUGAACGCAGGCCUGCUAGCUGCUGGUGUGGGUGGAAUAAUCCCAUUUAUGCUCGACCCCAGCUUUACCACUGGCAUCACCUGUCUGGGCUCCGUGGCUGCACUCUCUACGCUCAUGGGUGUGACCUUGACAGCUGCCAUUGGAGGUGCUGACAUGCCUGUUGUCAUCACUGUGCUGAACAGCUACUCGGGCUGGGCCUUGUGCGCCGAGGGCUUCCUGCUCAACAACAACCUGCUGACCAUUGUGGGUGCGCUUAUCGGCUCCUCCGGUGCCAUCUUGUCAUACAUCAUGUGUGUGGCAAUGAAUCGUUCCCUGGCUAAUGUGAUUCUUGGAGGCUAUGGUACAACUUCAACAGCCGGUGGAAAACCGAUGGAAAUCUCUGGCACACAUACGGAAAUCAACCUUGACAAUGCAGUUGAGAUGAUCCGGGAAGCCAACAGCAUUGUUAUCACUCCAGGUUAUGGCCUCUGUGCAGCCAAAGCUCAGUACCCCAUUGCCGAUUUGGUGAAGAUGCUUACCGAGCAAGGCAAAAAAGUCAGGUUUGGAAUUCACCCAGUUGCAGGCCGAAUGCCUGGUCAGCUCAACGUGCUUCUGGCUGAGGCAGGAGUGCCCUAUGAUAUUGUGCUAGAAAUGGACGAGAUCAACCAUGAUUUCCCAGACACGGACUUGGUUCUUGUCAUUGGUGCUAAUGACACUGUGAAUUCAGCAGCUCAAGAAGAUCCCAACUCUAUUAUUGCAGGCAUGCCAGUCCUUGAGGUCUGGAAGUCUAAACAGGUCAUUGUCAUGAAGAGGUCCCUCGGUGUUGGCUAUGCCGCAGUGGACAAUCCCAUCUUCUACAAACCCAACACGGCCAUGCUUCUGGGGGAUGCUAAGAAGACAUGUGAUGCUCUGCAGGCCAAAGUUCGAGACUCCUAUCAGAAAUGAAUGCUAAAGGUCAAGCUGGUGUCUUCAGCUACAUGAGCAGAGAAAUAAAGCAUGAAUAAAUGAGCAAAGCCCUCAAGACCCGCAAACCAACAGACAUCGUGAAUAUCUGCAGCCCCUGAUCCUCAAAAAGCAUUGAAAAGUCUCAGCAUCUACCUGUUUAUAGUUUUCAUUGGUAAAAGGCCAACAUGUUUUGUAAACAGCGAAAGAACACCUUCAUUUUAGAUGCAACCUUAUUGGAUUUUUACAUUCUCUUUUAGUAGCUAGAAAUGAGUUCAGAAGUUGAUGUACUUUGGUCUGAAAAAGUGUUAUUUUCUCUUUUUUUCACCAAAUGUGACUAAUUUGAAACUUUGAUCAACUCUGAACAAUCAUGCCAAAUCUGUCUCAGGUUAUCAGGCUAUACUUUAGAUUCUAGAGUCCAAAGAUCUAUUUUCCCACUUCUAUUUUAAUAUGCAAAAGGACUAUAUAGCCUAUCAGAGCUGCUGGAAGCAGUCUGCUUGAUAUGUUCAAUAAAACAUAACUUAAAAGUAAUUAUCUGUAUUUUUAAAAACCCCAUUGCCAACUGGAGGUUACUCCAGUUUCAAUUUAUAAUGUGUGAUACCGUAUUAACUGCUCUUGAAUGGAAUGCAGCCAUUUGACUAAUAAAUGAGUUCAUCAUGUUUUCAAAGUGA